AUCAACAGAAGUCCUUUUUCUUACCUUCAGAAUCCAGACUCUGAAAGACGCAGGUAUUCAUCAAACACAGACAAAGAAAUGAUGGUGCUGAAAAUGGUUGCAGAUAAUGGCCAAGAGAUUGGAAUGUUUAGCUGGUUUGCCAUUCACCCCGUCAGUAUGAAAAAUGAAGGAUACCUUCCAGGAAAGGGUCCAUAUGUAGCAGCUUUUGCAGCCUCCAACCUAGGUGAUGUGUCUCCAAAUACAAAAGGCCCACAUUGUAUCAACACAGGAGAGCCAUGUGAAAACAUGGGCAGUUACUGCCCCAUAGGUGGGGCCAAGAUGUGCAUUGCUACAGGUCCUGGAGAAGACAUGUUUCAGAGCACACAAAUAAUUGGAAGACAAAUCUACUUGAAAGCAAAGGAUAUAUAUAUGAAGGCCUCCAAAGAGAUUGAUGGUCCCAUCAGUUCAGCUCACCAAUGGGUGGACAUGAGUAACAUCACUGUUCAGCUCAACUCUACUCAUACGGGUAAAACAUGUAAAGCAGCCUUGGGAUACAGCUUUGCUGCAGGUACCAUUGAUGGACCAGGGAUGUUCAAUUUCACCCAAGGCACUGUUGAAGGCCACCCAUUCUGGGACGCUGUCCGUGAUGCAUUGCUUGUUCAGCCGUCGGAUGAAUCGGUAGAAUGCCAGAAACCUAAGCCUAUUCUACUUCCUACAGGAGAGCUUACCAAGCCUUACCCGUGGCAUCCAGAUAUAAUUGAUGUUCAGAUGGUUACCAUUGGAUCUGCAGCCAUCGUGGCUCUUCCAGGAGAGUUUACGACAAUGGCUGGACGAAGAGUCCGUGAAGCUGUGAAAAAAGAAUUUGAAAUUCAAGGGAAAGCGGGAAUGGAUAUUAUACUUUCAGGAUUGUGCAACAUUUACACCCAUUAUAUAGUUACUUAUGAAGAAUAUCAGGUUCAACGGUAUGAAGGAGCAUCUACCAUUUUUGGACCACACACUCUUUCUGCUUAUAUACAAUUAUUUCAAGGUCUGGCCAAAGCUAUUGCUACGGGUACCACUCAGGAUUUACCAAAUCUUCCAGAGCCACCCUGCUUAAAUAUAACAAACCUGAACCUUUUGCCCCUUAUUUUUGAUGCAAAGCCACUUGGUUGGAAGUAUGGUGAUGUGCUACAAGAUGUCCGGCCAACAUACAAAGCGGAAUUUGAAAUUCAAGGGAAAGCGGGAAUGGAUAUUAUACUUUCAGGAUUGUGCAACAUUUACACCCAUUAUAUAGUUACUUAUGAAGAAUAUCAGGUUCAACGGUAUGAAGGAGCAUCUACCAUUUUUGGACCACACACUCUUUCUGCUUAUAUACAAUUAUUUCAAGGUCUGGCCAAAGCUAUUGCUACGGGUACCACUCAGGAUUUACCAAAUCUUCCAGAGCCACCCUGCUUAAAUAUAACAAACCUGAACCUUUUGCCCCUUAUUUUUGAUGCAAAGCCACUUGGUUGGAAGUAUGGUGAUGUGCUACAAGAUGUCCGGCCAACAUACAAAGCGGGGGAGGCUGCUGAAGUGCAUUUUAUAGGUGCAAAUCCAAGGAAUUCUGCAAAGAACAUGACCACUUUUACUUUCCUGACAGUAGAGAAAUAUCACAACGUUUCUAAAAGUUGGCAAGUGCUGCAGGAUGAUGCCUCAUGGGAUACCCGGUUCAUCUGGAGGAAAGGCAUGAGGGGCCAAAGUACAUCUAUAAUAGAAUGGCUCAUCCCAAAGACCACUGAGUCAGGAAAGUACAGAAUGCAAUAUUUUGGACACAGCAAAGAAUUCCUUAGUUCGGUCCAGGCCUUUAAUGGGACAUCUUCAACAUUUGAAGUUUCUAAUUGACAAUUUCCUAUUGGAAAGCAUCAAGUUGCCACUUUCAGCUUGAAGAAAGGAUGAUUCCAUAGCCCCUCUCUGGUCCAUUGAGACUUUGCAGGUUGCUGUAACAGAAUGGAAAAUUUACUACUGGUGGGGGUUGCGUGCAGCCUGCAGUUCCCAGUACUAUCAAAUUUUGGAAACUCAUUUUGUUUGCAUACCACUAAGAAUUUGUUUUCUGAUCUUCUAAGAUCCUCUGAUCUUAGUUGUGAUGAAACCGAUGAAGGAACACAAUCAGUUUAUGUAUAAAUUGUUUAGCUGUGUUUGUAAAUGGAUUCAGGAAACACUUUGGUUUCUAAAGGAAGGAUCAGACAGCAAAAUAAUCUGUUUU
This is a messenger RNA of Python bivittatus (Burmese python), 2200 nucleotides long. Lineage: Eukaryota; Metazoa; Chordata; Lepidosauria; Squamata; Pythonidae. The record is from RefSeq and is a predicted model, not a curated record.